Prunus avium (sweet cherry) is the source of this 1854-nucleotide messenger RNA. NCBI's taxonomy places the organism in Eukaryota, Viridiplantae, Streptophyta, Magnoliopsida, Rosales, Rosaceae. The record is from RefSeq and is a predicted model, not a curated record.
CGGUUGUUCUUGUAGCCUUUCCUUAUCAGUUUCAACUUCUAGUUCUUCUUUGAUUCUCUGAAAUGGAAAUAUGGUCUUUUUCUCUCUGUGCCUGGUAAAUCAUGUCCACAUCUGGCUACCAUGCAUGGCAAUACGUGCCCUGCUUUCAUUGCUCAGAUGAAUUGUAAUUCAACAGGACACUUCCUGUUUGGCAUUUCCUCAUCAAACCCCAGUUUGAGCUUGAUAUAAAUUCCAUAUAUACAAUCAAUGAAAAGUUAAUGCCAAGGGCCAAAGCUGUUUCUGUGAAUAAAAGUAGCUGAACAAAAAAAGUCAGCAUUUUUUUUGGCUGUGACACCGACUAUGGCUUCCAACCAAGAAUGCCUCUUGGAAAAUGGCACAAGCAGUGAGGAAGAAGUGCACCAUGGCAGGACCGCUAGACAAUUGUCGGCUUCUGCAUUGCGCAAGAAGUCGGAUCCUGCACUGCCAAACAGUGUUCAAAAUGGACAUCUCAGGGAGUGGCUUGUUAAUCUUCAGGUUGUUCUUCUGGGGACCAAGCUUUCGGUUCUCCUUCCCACCAUUCCUCUGUCCAUUUUUGCUGUGUACUAUGGCUUUGGAAAGCCCUGGAUUUUCACUCUGAGCUUACUUGCAUUAACCUUACUUGCUGAGCGCAUCAGUUUUCUCACAGAACAAAUAUCAUACUUCACUGGUCCAACAGUGGGAGGGCUUCUAAAUGCAACAUUUGGUAAUGCCACAGAGCUGAUUAUAGCAAUAUCUGCUCUAAGUCAAGGAAAAGUAGCCUUGCUCAAGUAUUCUCUCUUGGGUUCAGUUCUUUCUAACCUUCUUUUGGUCCUUGGGACCUCUCUUUUCUGUGGUGGUCUUGCUAACCUCAGAAGGGAGCAAAAAUUUGAAAGAAGACAGGCCAAUGUGAACUCUCUCCUUCUACUUCUAGGAACAUUCUGCCACACGCUCCCAAUGCUGCUUCAAUAUGCUGGGAACUCUGCUGCAACAAAAGACCAAACACUCCAAUUCUCAAGGGCCAUUAGUAUCCUAAUGCUACUUUCUUAUAUUGCAUUCAUGUUCUUCCAGUUGUGGACUCACCGCGGAUUUUUCGAAUUGCAGCAAGUACCAGAAGUUGAUGGUGAUGAGGAUGUUGAAGAAGUGGCUGAGAUAGGUUUCUGGAGUGGAUUUGCUUGGCUGUUUGCUGUCACUGCCAUCACAGCUUUGUUGUCUGAGUAUGUUGUGGGCACAAUUGAGGAUGCAUCAAAAUCUUGGGGUUUGUCUUUCAGCUUCCUCAGCCUCAUCUUGGUACCAAUUCUUGGGAAUGCAGCUGAGCACGCAGGAUCAAUCAUUUUUGCUUUCAAGAACAAGUUGGACAUAUCAUUAGGAGUCUCUUUAGGGUCUGCAACUCAGGUCGCCAUGUUCGUGGUCCCGUGCUGCGUCGUUGUUGCUUGGAUAAUGGGCAUCAACAUGGAUCUUAACUUCGGUCUCAUUGAAACAGUGUCUCUUGCUCUAGCAGUGAUCACCACAGCCUUUGCUUUACAGGAUGGCACUUCCCAUUAUGUGAAAGGGUUGGUUCUUAUUUUCUGCUACAUUGUCAUUGGAAUCUGCUUCUUUGUAUUCGAAACGCCGGUUGGUGAGUACUCAGAAACGCUGCGAACACCACCAAACCCUCGUCAGUUUCCAUAGUUCUCCACAUACAUACAUAUAUAUUAAGUCAUAAUUUCUUUCUCACAGACCAAACAGCAUCAACUUGAGGCUAAAAUCACCAACUAUGAAAGCAGUUUUCAGAGCUUAAAAUAGUUGGGCACGUAAUAAGUUAUCUUUUCUGUGCUAUAUGCGUUGUGGUUCCGUGGAUAUAGCCAGAGGUUUAUGGUA